Juglans microcarpa x Juglans regia is the source of this 1632-nucleotide messenger RNA. RefSeq lists its product as uncharacterized. NCBI's taxonomy places the organism in Eukaryota, Viridiplantae, Streptophyta, Magnoliopsida, Fagales, Juglandaceae. Gene Ontology annotation, molecular function: zinc ion binding; ubiquitin-protein transferase activity. The transcript has 8 exons. The record is from RefSeq and is a predicted model, not a curated record. Gene Ontology annotation, cellular component: membrane. Gene Ontology annotation, biological process: protein ubiquitination. The coding region runs from base 516 to 1265 and encodes 249 amino acids.
CCUUUUACAAUCUGACUCUCUUUUCUUUCUCACUAUGUCUGCAUUUUGAAGCUAUUGAAGUGUGUCGGAUCUGGGUUUCGCUGUCACCUUCGAAUAGAAUCUUGGGUUGAUUUUAUUUUAAACUUCUUUCUGGGUUGAAUGUGGUCCAUUAACCGUGUAACUUCUUCAAAGUUGCAUUUCUUUUUUGGGUUUUCAUAUUUUUCUUGUUGUUUUCUUGAAAUCUUUGUCGCUUGCGCUUCCUGGGUUUUUUAUGCUUUCGAAUCCUAUCUACUAGAGUUUUCCAUUUCCCAUUCAAAGAUAUCUCUACUUUUAAUCCUUUUUCCCGCUUUAUUUGUUGUUCUUCAGCUUUAUAUCCCUUAUUUUUCUUCUUUGCUUGACGGUCCUUUAUUGUUUUUUAUGCAGCUUCAGUACUGCUCUUUUGACUGGCGACCGCUACUUUCUCGGGUUUCUUCUAAUUAGUCUUCUGUACUAUAUGCUGUCUACUUGUAUCGGCUAUCAUUUUCUGCCAUUACUAGAUGGGGGAUCAUUUCGUGUUGCUGAUGGAUCGGCUGCUCACUGAAUCUACUCUUGAAGCUGCUAUUGAGAGCAAAAACUGGUUGAAGCAAGCCAUGCCCUCAGCAAGCCAAAAUUAUUUGAGUUCUUCCUAUAGGAUGGAUGUCAGUACUAAUGUAUGUCCAAGUAAAUUGGUAGAAUGUAGGAUUUGCCAUGAUGAGGAUGAAGAGUCAAACAUGGAGAUGCCCUGUUCUUGCUGCGGCAGCUUGAAGUAUGCGCACCGCAAAUGUGUUCAAAGGUGGUGCAAUGAGAAGGGUGACACCAUCUGUGAGAUUUGCCGUCAGCAUUAUGAGCCCGGUUAUACAACACCUCCGCCUCUAUUUCACUAUGGUGGCAUUCCAAUAAAUCUCAGCGGAAAUUGGGAGGUUUCCAGAAGGGACCUGCACGACCCUCAAUUUAUACCAAUGGUUGCUAGUGAUCAUGAGUUUUUAAACACCGACUUUGAUGAAUAUUCAACUCCUUCAAGAAGCUUGAUUUGCUGCCGUGUAGUUGCUAUAAUUUUUAUGGUUCUUCUAGUUUUACGUCAUACUCUACCAAUCAUAAUCAGUGGAGCUGGAGAAUACUCAUCGACAUUGUUCACGUUACUGAUGUUAAGGAUCAUUGGGAUUCUUUUGCCAAUCUAUAUUAUGGUAAGAGCAUUCACUGCUAUCCAGCGUCGACGACACCAUCAGGAUCCUCACUUCUCCCUUGUCACUUCUCCUUAUCUCGAUUAAAGAAAUCCUAAUGUACUCACGUCUGCAUUGUGGAUUUUCUCAACAAUCGGCUCGUUCAGAUUUAGAAGCCAGGUUGAAGCGGAGACGCUCAAGAUGAUUGGUGCAAUAGUACCACUUUUGGCUGAAGGAAGCCUUUUAACUAGCUGCAUCUAUUUAUUAUAUAAUGACAGCUCCUUAUACGAAUUAUGAAGUAUUAUUGUUAAAGACCUAAAGCGACAGUGAAGUGUAUAUAUGAAUGCUGCUUUGAAAAUUGCCAAUGGGAAAGCCAAAAUUAAAGUGGCAUAUAAUGUUUGAUAGAGAGUUGGCGAUAAAUCGAAUCAAUGGUUAAUCCUGGUAAUGUGGGAGUACCAGAAACGACUUUAACCCA